AUGCUUAGAUCCCUUGUGAAAACGCCAUUUAGGGGCGCAAGCCAGUCAGUAAUUAGAUUUGCUUCACUGUACAUACCCCCUAGAUCACCAAUACUAUCAUCACUACCACCACUUUCAUUUUCAGCAUCAAAACCAACAUCCAUCUUACAAACGCCAAACUUGGUUCCAACAGCUAAUGAAGUUACAUUGAAGUUGCCUAAUAUAAACUCCUCAUCUAUAUCAAAGCUCCCCGACAAGGAUUUACGCAUUGCCAUUGAAGUGGAAAUAGUGGGCGAUGAAAUCAAAUUCGAGAUUGUUGAUGCAGGGGGGAACAACAACGAGAUGCUUGCUGAUUCGGUAUUACGUAAAAGAAGAUUGAAGAUGAAGAAGCACAAGUACAAGAAGAGAAGAAAGGCUCAACGUGCGUUGAGAAAGAGAUUGGGUAAGUAG
This is a messenger RNA of Lodderomyces orthopsilosis Co 90-125, 429 nucleotides long. RefSeq names its product mitochondrial 37S ribosomal protein mS38. Gene Ontology annotation, biological process: mRNA processing. The transcript has a single exon. The coding region runs from base 1 to 429 and encodes 142 amino acids. NCBI's taxonomy places the organism in Eukaryota, Fungi, Ascomycota, Pichiomycetes, Serinales, Debaryomycetaceae. The record is from RefSeq and is a predicted model, not a curated record.